AUUAGGCCCAUAUAUAAGGCCCAUACAUAUUUGAGGACCACAAAUAACUAGGGUUUACAAAUUUGGUUAUCCCUCUCUCGCGCCGCACUUGUCUCGUCUUCUUGAUCUAAUCGCUUUGAGCUGUGAGCAGAGAGCAGUCGACGAGAAUGGGUCACUCCAACGUCUGGAAUUCUCAUCCUAAGAAAUACGGUCCUGGUUCUCGCUUAUGCCGUGUGUGUGGAAACUCCCAUGGGCUAAUCAGGAAGUAUGGUCUCAAUUGCUGCAGACAGUGUUUCCGUAGCAACGCCAAGGAAAUCGGUUUCAUUAAGUACCGUUGAUGAUCGAUGUUUACACAGGAGCAUCGUGUCUUUUGGGUUUUUAAACUUUAUGCGUUGAACUUUGUAAUCGAUUUAUCGACAUUGAACUAAUUUGAUAAUGUUUUUGAGCUGUUGAAUCUAUGCGUUACUUUGGUCUACUAUUGCUUAUAAA
Molecule: messenger RNA, 468 nt
Organism: Arabidopsis lyrata subsp. lyrata
Lineage: Eukaryota; Viridiplantae; Streptophyta; Magnoliopsida; Brassicales; Brassicaceae
Product: 40S ribosomal protein S29
Exons: 3
Coding region: 147-317 (56 amino acids)
Biological process (GO): translation
Cellular component (GO): cytosolic small ribosomal subunit; ribosome
Molecular function (GO): zinc ion binding; structural constituent of ribosome
Source: RefSeq, a predicted model, not a curated record